AUCCUAUUGGCAUCCAGGAGGCAGGGAGCCAGCCCCUGGGCGCGGCCUGCAGGGGGCAGGCGAUCGCCUGGGGAAGCGGGGGCAGGACGAGUCCCAAGAGCCAGCAGCUCCCGCUCCGCAGCCACAGGGACCGCUCUGCGCCCGCCCGGUGCGCCCUCCUUGGCCAGUGAACUCGCACUGCCCCGCUGCAGCCAUGUGUGCGGCUCGGACGCCGCCGCUGGCGCUCGUCUUCCGAGGGACUUUCGUCCACUCCACCUGGACCUGCCCCAUGGAGGUGCUUCGCGAUCACCUCCUCGGCGUGAGCGACAGCGGCAAAAUAGUGUUUCUAGAAGAGUCAUCUCAGCAAGAAAAACUGGCCAAGGAGUGGUGCUUCAAACCAUGUGAGAUCAGAGAGCUGAGCCACCAUGAGUUCUUCAUGCCAGGCCUUGUUGAUACGCACAUCCAUGCCCCUCAGUAUGCCUUUGCUGGAAGCAAUGUUGACCUGCCGCUUUUGGAGUGGCUGACCAAGUAUACAUUUCCCACAGAACAAAAAUUCCAGAACACUGAUGUGGCUGAAGAAGUCUACACUAGAGUUGUCAGGAGAACACUAAAGAACGGCACCACCACGGCUUGCUACUUUGGAACAAUUCACACUGACUCAUCCCUGAUCCUUGCAGAAAUUACAGAUAAAUUUGGGCAGCGAGCAUUUGUGGGCAAAGUAUGCAUGGAUUUGAAUGACACUGUUCCAGAAUACAAGGAGACCACCGAGGAGUCAGUCAAGGAGACAGAGAGAUUUGUGUCAGAAAUGCUCCAAAAGAAUUAUCCAAGGGUGAAACCCAUAGUGACCCCGCGCUUUUCCCUUUCUUGCACGGAGACUCUGAUGAGUGAACUUGGCAACAUCGCCAAGACCCACGAUCUGUACAUUCAGAGUCACAUAAGUGAAAAUCGUGAAGAAAUUGAAGCUGUGAAGAACUUAUACCCUAGUUACAAAAACUACACAGAUGUCUAUGAUAAAAACAACCUUCUGACAGACAAGACAGUGAUGGCACAUGGCUGCUACCUUUCUGAAGAGGAACUUAAUGUCUUCAGUGAACGAGGAGCGUCCGUUGCACAUUGUCCCAACUCUAAUCUGUCGCUGAGCAGUGGCUUACUGAAUGUGCUUGAGGUCCUGAAGCAUAAAGUGAAGAUAGGGCUGGGGACAGAUGUGGCUGGUGGCUACUCCUAUUCCAUGCUCGAUGCUAUCAGAAGAGCAGUCAUGGUUUCCAAUGUCCUCUUAAUUAAUAAGGUGAACGAGAAAAGCCUCACCCUCAAAGAAGUCUUCAGACUAGCCACUCUUGGAGGAAGCCAAGCCCUGGGGCUUGAUAGUGUGAUUGGAAACUUUGAAGUUGGCAAGGAAUUUGAUGCUCUCUUGAUCAAUCCCAGAGCAUCGGACUCUCCCAUUGAUCUCUUUUAUGGGGAUUUUGUUGGUGAUAUUUCUGAGGCUGUUAUCCAGAAGUUUCUCUAUCUAGGAGACGACCGAAAUAUUGAGGAGGUUUAUGUGGGUGGAAAACAGGUCGUUCCAUUCUCCAGCUCAGUGUAAGGACCUUGGACAUCCAUGACAUUCUCCUGGGAAGACAUGAUUCCGCAAUCUUCCUCGUGCCCAGGGACCAAUCAGAAAGUAUAUUUUAAAAAAAGUACCGUGUUCUUUGGAUGACUUCUGUUCCUGUGUCUCCUUCCAGUGCUCACUUGGUAAACUGUUUGAAGGGAGUGUGCUGUUUCUCCACUCUGGUCUGGGAGCAUUGUAAUUUCAUGACAGUGCCUCCCGUUGGGCUGUUUAGAUUUGCAUUAACACAGAAGACAGUGUUAAGAACUGGCAAUGUGCUUCCAAUAGUGAAGUAAAACCUUUCCACAUAGGGAAAUACAGGAUGAGGAGCUCUCCCUAUGUGGUUAGACACUCUGCUAAUGACUGAGAAAAUUAGGAAACUCCAGUAUGGACCAAUGAGCAGAUUUUUGUGAGAGCGCACAAGGUAGACAUUGAAAAGACAUUGGAAAACCAUUGAUUGUGCUUGGAAAUUAAAUAUAGAGAACACUCGUGUAAAAGGAGAACUUCCUGGAUUUAAAACAUGCUUCUAGAUUGACCUUGUCUAUGGACAUUUGCACUUUGUGAAAUUUGCAUUUCAGGGUGUGUUAUUGUUAUGCUUUCCCUUCUUGGGAUGAAUGUCAAAACCCGAAUGCCAUGCGCUUUUCAAAUAUAGUUCUAUGCUUCAAAGUGUUUGGCAGAAGUUGAGUAGUAAAGAUUUAAAGUCUCUUAGGGGUAGUAUUCACAUAGCCGCAAGGCAUAAAUAGUUGUGUUUUUGUGUACUUCAAAAUCAUCUUGAUUCCUGGCUGUGAGGUGUUCCAGUUGCUUCUGUUUUAUUAGAUGAGAAACAAGCCCUGUGCACGUUGCUGCUCUGUAGACUGGAGUCUUCAUAAAUCGGGGAAUUACUGUAUUCCCCGGAGUUGGUAACACUAAGGGGACAGGGUUCUUUGUAAUGCUGAAUCUACCCAACGCAAUGCAUAAUCAUUGCUGUACAGUUCACCCUCCUAUCAAUGUGCUAGAACUUAAAAGCCAAGUGCAAGUCCCUUAAAGAAUUAUGGAUAAGGCUCUGUAAGGCCGGUAUACCAAAAGAACUCUAUGUUUUGUUUUGUUUUUUAAUUUCUCAAAUUGUCAUUGUAAUUCUUUAAGAUUUUUCUGGCAUUAAAAUCUUAGAAUAGUGAAAAGGAUAUAAAAAUUCCAUUUAAUAUUUAUAUUUCUAGGACUUACCUGUCCUAGACAUCAAGGAAUAUUAGACAAAAGAGGGCCUUUUAGCUUUUCUAACUUAUAUAGAACCAGAACUAAAACCAGGUCAUGACCACAUGGCAGAGCCUUAGGAAGCAAUGUUGUGGAUUCUACUUAAAUACUACAUUUUUCUUAAUUAAUUCCACCUCCUAUAAAUAAGAAAGGACCAGGAACAGGCUUUAUUAGCAUAUAUUUCAUUCCUAGGGUUUAGGUGAGUUUCCAUUGUAUCUUAUAACAAAAAUCCAUUAGGCAAUAGUUAGUUUUCACAUCUAAGAACACAUAGUUCUUCUGUUCUCCAUGCUAACUCAGCAGUAACUUGUCCAGAUCUAUUUUCCUAGUACAACCACUUUUAGAUCUGGUUGAGUGUAUGUUAUAUCUAAAGAUGGUACACAUUUAAGGUCUUACUUUGUUUUAUUUUAAAAGAAGAGAGGGGGGGGGAUUUGUUUUGUGGGAUAUAGGUUAGUAAACCCAACCUCUGGCUUUAGUCUGCAUGUCCAGUGUUGCUAGCACAUCAGAAAUAUCAAAAUAAGCUGCCAGAUCCCCCUGCCCCAUUUCUCUCUGAGGCUGUGUCUUUUGACUCUUGUCAAAGGGUUUGCAGACCUCACACUCGUCCUCUUGAAGGGUGUGUAUUUUGAUGUUGAACAUCAGCUUUUAUUUAAACUUAAGACUCACAUGCAGUAAUAUAAGUAAAUGUAAUUCUUGAAGCAGGAAUAGCAGUGGUCAUGUAACACCAUCCUGUGGAGCAUUCAGAUUAGUCCUGAUAAUGUGUUGCCAGUUGAAUAACUUCUAAUAGAAAUAAGGUGUUGAAGUGUUUACAUGUACUUUGAGUACUUUGAUCUCCCUGCAUCACUUGUAACAUACGUGUUUUAAUUCCCCAAGUGAAGUGUUCAUGAGUGUUACUUAUGCUUGUUUGAGUGUCCCACACAUAGGGCCAGAUAUCCUGCACUUUGAAAUGCUGCGCUCACCUAAUAACACAGGUUGACUUUCCUAAUUAUGGAUAGGCACUGUUCCAAACCUAUCCCAGCUGUCACUUUAUGUUUGAAUGGUUUGCUCUCUGUAGAAGGAAGGAAAAAGAGAAACAGAGAGAGGAAAAGGGAGGGAGGGAGAGAGGAAGGGGAGGAAGGAAGGAAGGAAGGAAGGAAGGAAGGAAGGAAGGAAGGAAGGAAGGAAGGAAGGAAAGAAGGAAGGAAGGAAAAUUAUCCUGCCUAUUCCAUACCAUUUGAAUAACUUCUCUAGAGUUUUUGAUGAACUUCAUUGUAAAAGGUUAGAAGGCAUUAAGAGUUAGCAUGUGUGUUAUAUUUAUAACAUAUUCUUGCAGCCAAAACACAAAAGUAGACUAACCAAGUUGAAUUUGAUUUUCAAGAAAAAAGGUGGGGGAGGGAUCAGGGGCAUUAAAAAUAAGAGGUUAGAACCCAGGAGGCCAUCCUAAUCUACAGGACCAACGAGGCUGGAUUCCUCUAUUGUCUUAUCUUAGCUGCUUCUUUACUUGCACUGUCAAAGACUUCACAGUCCCAGAGGGUAUGCCAGAAAGGGGCCUUUCUAAAGUAAUCCUGUGAACACUGCAUUUCUUUGCUUCUUUAGUGAAAAACAUUUCAAGACAAACGAAAGGAAAUAAUAGAAAACCCCCCUCUUCAUUGCUUUGCUGAUUUUGAGAUGUGCCCUCAAAUAUCCCUGAAAUCAUACAGAGCCAACAUGACUGCCAGAUCUGGCAAUAUGUUCUAAAUCUCCACUCUCUACCAGAUUAUUUCUAUUUUUUAAGCUCUUUCACUUUGGAAGCAGACAUAUGGAAAGCCUUCCAGGCACACUGGAAUGCACAUUGUAUCAGUUCGAUCAGUGUGUAUAUGUGGAAGAUACCCAGAACUCCAUGCUUCUGCAGCCUGGUAGACAUCUUUUAAAGUUGCUGUUGCUGGACUAUUCAAAUAUAUGAAAAGAGUUAUCUUAGCUGUUAACAGGUAGAAGGAGACAUGGAUCGUGGGCAAUGACUCAAAAUAAAUCUUAAAUUACAGGGACUCUAUGACACAUUAAAAAAAAAUUAAAGACCAAAAAGAGAUGUUUGCCAUUUCUAAUCUACUAGCUGCUGCAUGUAUGGUUUUGCACAAUCACUUUAUAAUGUCGUGGGAAGAAGCAGACAGGGGAGACAUCACUGAGAGAAAACACUUGAUACACUUGAUAUUUAUUACCACGCGUGUUUUAAAGUUUACCCCACCUUCCUGCCCAUCUCCAGCACUGAACGUGAAAGAUGCAGUGUUGAAGGGUUACUCUGUGGACCUAGUCCAAGUUUAGUGAAAUGCAAUGUCAAGAAAGUCAAUGAGGAAAUUAAAUGUAAAUUCUGAGCAGGCAUUUACUGGGUUACUUGAGCAACCAAUAAUUAUGAAUUUCUGUUAUUUGGCAGUGACUUAUCUGUCUAUUUCUUACCCAAAAAGCCCAUCAGAAGGCAUUCCUUACAUUAUUGUUAACCUCCUGAUCACUGUUCUUAAGGAUAGAUACAUAUAUGUGUAUGUAGUCAAGGGGACAUCCUUCCCCUCAGUAUCUGUAUGAUUUGCUUAUUGUUAAUGUACUGAGUGAGCUCCUUUGUGCAUCAGGAAAAAAAAUUAAAUGAGA
Mus pahari (shrew mouse) is the source of this 5377-nucleotide messenger RNA. It is a transcript of the gene Gda, whose product is annotated as guanine deaminase. NCBI's taxonomy places the organism in Eukaryota, Metazoa, Chordata, Mammalia, Rodentia, Muridae. Gene Ontology annotation, biological process: guanine catabolic process. The record is from RefSeq and is a predicted model, not a curated record. Gene Ontology annotation, molecular function: zinc ion binding; guanine deaminase activity. The transcript has 14 exons. The coding region runs from base 194 to 1558 and encodes 454 amino acids. Gene Ontology annotation, cellular component: cytosol.